CUGUAUUUGUGCGGCAAACUCCUCCAUCCCAAUCAUUGAGCCAGCCAACCGCAAGCCCGCCAAGCCUUGGAGAGACGUUUACCUUUCGGCGGAAAGGAUCCUGCCCGCCCUUUAAAAGCUUCCAGCUUGGGCGCUAUUUGGACGCUACCCUAUUCUCCCUCCGCUCUCUCUUUCUCUCUCUCGACUACGAGCUCCGAGACCUCUCCCAUGAAUUCGCCAAGAAUCCCCCAUUUCUAGGGUUACGGUUUCCCAAUUCUCUUGCUUUCGACGGCCUCUCCGUCGAUUCUUUCGGCCGCGCCCGCGAAUCUAGGGUUUCCAGUUUAGUGGUUAGUGGCCUACUGUCUUGACCCAAUGCUUCUACGGGGAGGAACCUACAGAUAAGAUUCGAGUCGUCUAUUGCAGCGGAUCAAAGCAUCGCUCAAGUGGCCCAAAUUAGCUUCUGAAAGGCAGAAAGAAAAGUUGCUUUGGCAAAAAUAAAUUCCAGGAAAUGGGAUGCCUGGCAUCAAAACCUACAGAUGCGGGUGGUAACAGAAGAUGGCCAAGGACCGCUGGAGUGGUGGCUGUUUUUGUGCCAGGAUUACGCAUCCCUAAAAGUGUAGACUUAUCUUGCUCAUUGGGUAAUAGCUUGUCAAGAAGUUUAGUGGAACACCUCUCAGCUCUUAGAACUCGCAUAGUUGUCAUGGCAGCCCAAGAGGCACCGACUGUGAAAAAGCCUAGGUGGAAAACAGCUACACAACAUGGAGGUUCUUCUUUGUCUGAUCUUCUGCAGGCUUUGGAGGAUUACUUGCCAGUGCUCCUGGGAUUGGUUAAAAAUGGAAGUCAGUUAAAAGAUGAAGUGCAGUUUGUGUGGGUUAAUCAGGAGGAUGAUGCAGAGGAAACGGGCAUGGCAAAUGCUUGGUAUGAGGUGUUGUCAGUUCUACACUUGAUGUCUAUGCUGUGUUUAUCUGAAGCCAAUUCUUUGCUUCUUCCUAAAACGUCUAAUGAUGGUUGUCAGCCAAGGGUAUCUGAAGAGAAUAGGCGAACCUCCAUUGAUGCUUUCUUAAAGGCAGCAGGAUAUUUGGAUUGUGCCAUCCGGGAUGUUCUUCCUCAAAUUCCUCUUGAGUCGAGGAAAGAUCUUCCUCUAGACCUAACUGAAGGAGUGCUGCGAGCUCUUUGCAUGCAAGCAUUAGGUCAGAGCAUUGAAAUUCAACUUGGAAUGGCGAUAGAUAGUCCCAAGGCCACACUAGCUGUGAAACGACGGUUGGCAUGUGAGAUGGUGAAGUGUUGGCAUGAGGCCCAUGACAGCAUCAUGCAGGUUCCAUUAACCGAUGGUUGGGGCCGGAAGCAUCAUCUCUUUAUUAAGUGGAAAUAUGCUGAAGCAAAGGCAGCUGCAUAUUUCUACCAUGGGCUAAUCCUUGAUGAAGGGAACACAGAGAAGUCCCACGGGAUGGCUAUAGCUGCUCUGCAAGCAGCAGAAGAGUUCCUCAAAGAAAGCAAAAGGGCUUGCGAAGCCUUCAAUGCAGUGCCUCCUGCAUCAACGAAUCCCCCUAGCUGGGGAACCGCAAAGUAUCUUUCCGAGAAGAUCCCCAAAUAUGCAUCCAGCAAGGUUCGCAUCAAUAGGGACCUCUACAGUGACGAGAGGGUCCUUGAGACAGCACCAACAUUGCCAGAUUUUGCAGUGGCUCUCAAACCUGAUGAUUAUCAACUUCCUUCGUUGGAUCCCUCUUGGAACGAAUAAAAUGAUCACAACAGAAAGCCCAGAUCAUAUGGAGCUGUCGCAUUUGAAGAGCACCAGUUGACCUGUAACAGAGCUGUAUGUCUACACCCGGGAGAGCCAUGUUCUAUCAGCAACAAUGUGUGGUUAAUUAAUAGCCACCGCCAGCGCCGCCACCACCGCAACCCCACUUUUUGUUUCCAAAAUAUUGAAGUCCUCGCAAAACUUGCUUGUUAUGGGACGUUGUUGUCGUUUACUAGUGUUUUAUAUUGCAUGUGAAAUGUAAAUUAUGGGAAAAAAAAAAGAAAGAAAAAGGAAAGGGUUUUUCUAUCC
Messenger RNA from Elaeis guineensis (African oil palm), 2026 nucleotides. RefSeq lists its product as uncharacterized. The record is from RefSeq and is a predicted model, not a curated record. Lineage: Eukaryota; Viridiplantae; Streptophyta; Magnoliopsida; Arecales; Arecaceae.